Molecule: messenger RNA, 2154 nt
Organism: Lodderomyces theae
Lineage: Eukaryota; Fungi; Ascomycota; Pichiomycetes; Serinales; Debaryomycetaceae
Gene: EXO1
Product: Rad2 family nuclease
Exons: 1
Coding region: 1-2154 (717 amino acids)
Biological process (GO): DNA double-strand break processing; mismatch repair; DNA recombination
Cellular component (GO): nucleus
Molecular function (GO): 5'-3' DNA exonuclease activity; DNA binding; 5'-flap endonuclease activity
Source: RefSeq, a predicted model, not a curated record
AUGGGAGUCAACGGUUUGCUACAGCACCUAAAGGAGAUUCAGGAUCCGUGCUCCUUGGAACGAUAUCGCGGCAAGACCUUGGCCAUAGACACAUAUGGGUGGUUGCAUCGCGCGUUGGUAUCGUGUGCCGAGGACCUUUGCUUAGGUAGACCAACACGCAAAUACGUUACAUACAUCAUCAACAAGAUCCAAAUGUUGCAGCAUUUUGGCGUCACUCCAUUCUUUGUAUUUGAUGGUGCCUCAUUGACAACCAAAGGAGAAACAAAUCUUAAGAGACGUGAGAUGAGAUGUGAAGCCAAAAAAUUGGCGGAAAAGUAUGCUGGAUCGGGACAUUUGCAGUUGGCAUAUAAAGAGUACAUGAAGGCAGCGUACGUCACUUCUCAAAUGGCCAAACUGAUCAUGUGUGAAUUGGAUGUGAUGAAAAUACAGUAUGUCGUAGCGCCAUAUGAAGCAGAUCCACAAAUGGUUUAUUUGGAAAAAAUCGGUAUUGUUGAUGGGAUCUUGAGUGAAGAUUCAGAUUUGCUUAUAUUUGGCUGUAAUAAGCUAAUAACUAAACUAAAAGACGAUUCAAGCUGUGUUGAAAUUAAUCGACACGAUUUUGAAAAAGUUCGACAAAUUCCUUAUUUGGCCACUUAUACCAGCGAACAAUUGAGAUUAGUUGCAAUGCUCUCUGGUUGUGACUACACAAAAGGUGUACCUGGAGUUGGCCUUAAAUCUGCAUUUCAAAUGGUACGAAGGUAUCGUACUUUGCAUAAAGUCACAAUUGCACUAAGAUCCACGGGCAAGAAAAUACCGGCUGAUUUCGAGCACGAAGUGCUCAAGGCCGAUUUAGCAUUUCAAUUUCAAAAAGUUUUUGAUCCAAGGAGACAAGUGCUCACUACGUUGAACGAAGUUCCAGAGCCGAUUUCUGAACAAGUAGAAUUACUUGAAUCAUGUUGCGGUAAGACUCUUGAAGCAGAAUUGGUGAAGAAGGUGUGUAAUGGAAAAGUUGAUCCCAAUUCACAUGAGACACUUGUAUCUCGAGAACAAAGCAUCAAUUUGUUAAAGUCCGUUUCAGUUAAAGUGAAUGCAACCUCCUCUGAGACACAAGUAGCGAUACGGUCUCAAUCUGAACCUGUUGUUAAAAGUCAAAGAAAAUCUGUUUUGGAUAUGCUCAAGGUUUCCAAGCACGUUGCGAAACCUACCGGGCUAAUCAACGAACCAACUCAGAGGGACAACACCCAGAUUAACAAAAAUAAAAUACCAACAUUGAAACGCCCGCUACCCGUGAAUGAAGCACCACGAAAGAAAAAAGUAUCACCAACCUCGAAUAAGAUUCGCAAAUUGCAAGGUAGUAUCAGUGGUGAAUCCGGUGUAACCAGCAAGUUCUUCGCUGCACAAUCAACAACACAUGAAAACCCAGAAUUACCUACUCCUAAAUCAGAUUGUGAUUUGUCUGAAUGGAAUUCAAGCUUACUUGAUGAUUCAGAAGUGCCUGAUGAGUCACCAAUCAAGAACCUUGACACGGGAAACAUUUUGGAUGAGUUGACCGAAGAUGACAACGACAUGGGGGAUAAGCAGAGUGCAACCGAUGAGGAAAACGUCAGUAUUGAUUUUGAUCCAGUCGUUGACUCAUUGAAUUCGGAUCCAGCGACCCGACAUAAAACAUCUUAUCCUCCUUUAGAAGAUGAUGAUGAGAAUGCCAAGUUUGACCUUUCUUCCAAAGAUGAUGAAAUAGAGGAGUCCCCGGUCAAGCGAAGGGUGUCCUUCAAAGUACACAAGGAUAUGGCAGUUGAAAAUCUUCGACUGAAGUUUCAAUUUCUGCCUGCAAAACUCGCUAAAUUCACCGAUCCAACCAAGAGUCAAGCAACGACGAACAUUAAGUUGGAUAGGAUGCAUUCAAGACCAGCGUUGACGGAUAAGAGCACAAACAUUUCUCAUCUGAGCACAAAGGGGAUAUUAAAAAAACCAGCAACCACUCUCUGUGGUAUAUCCAAGUCAGCUAUGCAUGGCAAGGCUGUCAAGUUUGCAUCGAACAAUUCAUUCCCCAAAGUUCAAAUUGCAUCCAGUCAAGAGGAUGAGUUUGAAAUUAGUGAAGAUGAGAUUAGUCCAAAGAGGUUCCCCAAGAGACGAACUCCCUUUAUCGAUCUCAAACAAUUUGCAUUUAGAAAAUAG